Molecule: messenger RNA, 222 nt
Organism: Penicillium malachiteum
Lineage: Eukaryota; Fungi; Ascomycota; Eurotiomycetes; Eurotiales; Aspergillaceae
Exons: 2
Coding region: 1-222 (73 amino acids)
Source: RefSeq, a predicted model, not a curated record
AUGAAUACGGUUGUAAUCAUAGGUAGCUUCACCGCGUCAUCUUUGUUCGUCAAGCAGGCGCCAGUUACUCCAGUAAUGCCAGAGUCAGCUAUACUCUUCCCUGAUUCUCCAGCAGACAUCCCUGGAACUGCUAGAGGCCGUGAGUUUCCCGUUAGCUUUGACAUUAGAGGAGAUGAUGAUAUCAUCAAGCCAACGAUCCCACCCUUGGUCGUGGGCCAAUGA